CAUUGCCUCCAGAAUUCAAAGAAGACCUGAAGGACGUAGAAGGUGUGGAAGGUGGGACAGCAGCUCUGCACUGCGAGCUGAGCAAACCUGCUGAGGUGGAGUGGAAGAGAGGGCAGGAGGUGCUCAAAGCCAGCAGCAAAUACAAAAUGAGCCAGGCUGGUGCUGUUGCAAAGCUGCUUAUCCAUGAGCUGGAUGUGAAGGACACUGGAGAUUACACCUGUGUGUGUGGAGAUCAACAGUCAACUGCUACUUUGACAGUCAAUGCCCUACCAGCACUUUUCAAACAAGAGCUUGAGAAUACCGAGGCAGAAGAAGGUGGUACAGUCACGCUGAGGUGUGAGCUUACCAAGCCCAAGGCUCCAGUAGAGUGGAGGAAAGGAGAUACCACGCUCUACCCUGGUUUGAAAUAUGAGAUGAAGCAGCAGGGCUCCACUGCUGAAUUGGUCAUUUAUGACUUAGAGCUGGAUGAUUCAGGAAAGUACACCUGCGACUCUGGACAUCAGCAGACAACGGCUGUGGUAACCGUGCAUGCACUGCCUGUUACUUUUAAGCAACCCUUACAAAAUAAGGAGUCAGAGGAAGGAAGCACAGCUACAUUCUGCUGUGAGCUGUCGAAACCCAACGCUGCAGUGGAGUGGAGGAAAGGAGGAGUGGGGCUGCAGCCCAGCCAAAAAUACGAAAUGAGGCAGAGGGAAUGCCUGGUAGAGCUCUUAAUACAUAAUCUGAAAUUAGAAGAUACAGGAGAAUACAGCUGUGAUACUGGGGAUCAGGAAACCAAGGCUUCUUUGAAUGUGAAAGCUCUGCCAGUUCUUUUCAAAAGAGAGCUCAAAGACAAGGAGGUAGAGGAAGGAGCUGCGGUGAAAUUCCAGUGUGAGCUGACGAAGGGUAACGCAACCGUGGAGUGGAGGAAAGGCACCAUGGAGCUCUUCCCAUGUGCCAAAUAUGAAAUCAAAUUAAGUGGUCGCACAGCUGAGCUGGUGAUUCAUAACGUAGAACCAGAAGAUGCCUCUGAUUACACGUGUGAUACAGGAGACCAGCAGAGCACAGCAGUCCUCAGAGUGAAUGCCAUCAAACCCCGGCUGAAACAGCAGCUGAAGAAUGAAGAAGUGGAGGUGGGAGGAACAGCCAGACUGCGCUGCGAGAUCUCCAUUAGCAAAGCCCAAGUGGAGUGGAGGAAAGAUGGGGUCGUCCUUCAGUCAAGCUCCAAGUACGAGAUGUGGCAGGACGGCACCCUCUGUGAGCUGCGUGUUCAUCAUCUGGAGCCCGGUGAUGCUGGGGAGUAUUCCUGCAAGGCUGGAGAUGAGAUGAGCUCUGCAAAACUGACCGUGAAAGAGCCUGACGUGACCAUCGUGAGCGGCCUAAAGGACAUGGUGGUGUCUGAAGGGGACGACGUCACGUUUCGGUGCCAGGUUUCUCACGAGAACGCAAGGGACGUUGAAUGGAAGCUGCAGGAUGUUGCUCUGCAAAACAACGAAAUGAAUGAGAUCUCGGUGGAAAAAGGAAAGAUUCACACCCUGACAUUAAGGAAGGUGACGGAACAGGACAUUGGCACCAUCACUUUCCGAGUGGGACCCUACACUUCGAAAGCAGAGCUCACAGUAAAAGUGCCACCUCCAGUCUUUAAGGAGAAAUUACAGAGCACAGAACUGCAGGAAGAAGAAACAGCCGUCCUCCGCUGCGAGCUGUCCCAGCCCAAUGUGGCAGUGAAGUGGAAGAAGGGUGCCCAGGUCAUUUCCCAGAGCUCCAAGUACGAAAUCAGGCAGGAGGGAACAAUCCAUACUUUAAAGAUUCAUCACUUAAAACCCGAAGACUCUGGCAAAUACACCUGUGAUAAUGGAAAUGAACAAACCACAGCCACUGUAACUGUUAAAGCUUUGCCAGUAACCUUCACACAACCACUCCAGAACCAGCAAGCUGAAGAAGGCGGCACCGUUACUCUGAGCUGUGAAAUCUCAAAAUCAAAUGCCUCUGUGAAGUGGAAGAAGGCCGGGACGGUGCUGCGACCAAGUGACAAAUACAAGAUGCGUCAAGCUGGCUCCGUGACUGAGCUGACCAUCUGCAACCUGAGCGGAGCCGAUGCUGGGGAGUACACGUGCGACACAGGGGACCAGCAAACCACUGCAGCUGUGCUCGUGAAAGAACCAGCAGCAACCAUAGUGGAGGCACUGAAGGACAUCACUUUGCAUGAAGGUGAAGACGCGGUGUUUGAAUGCAGGCUGUCCCGGGAAACAGCUCAGGAUGCUCAGUGGUUCCUGGGGGAUGUUCCCCUGCAAUCCAAUGAGAUGAAUGAGAUCAAAGUCCAAGGGACACGUCACACUUUGAUCCUGAGGAAGGUGACACUGGAAGACUGUGGGUCCAUCAGUUUUAAAGUCGGGGAGCAUUCCUCAGCAGCACAGCUAAUGGUCCAAGUUGCUCCAGUUGCCUUUGUAAAGGCUCUCCACAGCUUGGAGCUGCAGGAGGGUGGCACAGCUCACUUGUCCUGCGAGGUGUCCAAGCCUGAUGUCCCGGUUGAGUGGAAGAAAGGCACAUCCGUCAUCCGCUCCAGCCAGAAGUGCAGCAUCAAACAGGAGGGGACCGUGCACACGUUGACCAUUCAUGACUUGAACCGUGCAGACUCAGGGGAGUACAGCUGCCACACAGCUGAUGAGAAGACCACUGCCCGACUAGAGGUGAAAGCCCUGCCCGUGCUUUUCAAACACUGGCUGAAAAACGAGGAGGUGGAGGAAGGGCGCACGGCCGUGCUGCGCUGCGAGCUGACGAGACCCAACGCAGCCGUGGAGUGGAGGAAAGGAGAUAAGGUGCUGCAGCCAAGUGACAAAUAUGAGAUCCAUCAGGAGGGGACACAGGUUGAGCUCUUCAUCUACGAUGCUGAGGCUCGGGAUGCUGGCGAUUACACCUGCGACUCAGGGGACCAGCAGACCACGGCAUCAUUGCAAGUCAAAGUGCUACCCGUGUUGUUUAAAGAAGAGCUGAAAAACGUUGAGUCUGAAGAAGGGGGAACGGCCGUCCUGCGCUGUGAGAUCUCCAAGCCGGAAGCCCCCAUUGAGUGGAGAAAAGGAGGAGUGGUCAUUCAACCCAGCGACAAGUACGAGAUGAAGCUGAAAGGCAGCGUUGCUGAGCUGAUCAUCCACGGUGUAGAGCCUGAUGACUGCGGCGAUUAUACCUGUAGCACUGGCGACGAGAUCACCACAGGUUCAGUGUAUGUGCAAGAAGAAGCAGCAGUGAUAGUUUCUGGUUUAAAGAACACAGACGUCUUUGUGGGUGAGUCGGCCACGUUCACCUGCGAGCUCUCGUACCCGGGCGUGAAGAACGUGCAGUGGUGGCUCGAUGGAUCUCCCCUUCACAACAACUUUGUGACUGAAAUCUCUGAGCAGGACGGGAUGAUCCACACUUUAACCCUCAAUGACGUGGCCUGCCAUGACUCAGGCACAGUCACCUUCAGAGCUGGGUCCCUUAUAUCUUCUGCUAAAUUAUUAGUCAAAGAUCCAACCAUUGAAGUGGUCAGUCCCAUGCAGGAUAUAACUGUUGAUGAAGAUGGCACAGCAGAGUUCAUAUGCCAAUAUUCUAGGCCAGUACACGCCAUAUGGAAGAAAAAUGAUCAGGAAAUACAUGCAGAUGGGCAGCGAGUGAUUAUCAUUCAGGACUGGAAUGUGAGCACGCUAAAAAUUAAACCUACGGUACCAGAAGACACUGGCAUCUAUUCUUGUGAAGCUGAAGGCACUAAAGUGAUGGCUACACUUGAUGUUCAAG
Messenger RNA from Mesitornis unicolor (brown roatelo), 3750 nucleotides. RefSeq names its product obscurin-like. Lineage: Eukaryota; Metazoa; Chordata; Aves; Mesitornithiformes; Mesitornithidae. The record is from RefSeq and is a predicted model, not a curated record. The transcript has 14 exons. The annotation marks the transcript as partial.